AUGUGUCUUGCCACUUUUGCCAGUUUCGUUCUCUCCAGCUCCGACAAUGUGCUUGAUGCCAAGACAGCUUUUGUAUCGAUUACUCUCUUCAAUAUCAUGAACUUUCCGUUUUCUAUACUUCCGGCCGUUAUUGCCGUCUCAGUACAAGGCAUUAUUGCUCUACGUCGUAUCGGGCACUUCCUAUCUAACGAAGAACUGGAAACAAGCUAUGAGAUGAAGUCACCUUCUUCUUUUCCAGAUGAUCCUGUGCCUGAUCCACACAUUUUCGAAAGCCCAAAGGACACUUUUUUAAUUAACCAAUCAAUUGAGGCAGGGGAUCCAGAUCAGGCGAGACUUGAGAAUGGCUCUAUUCCUCGGCAUGUUGAAAAAAAUUGUAAUUAUUCUUAUUUUUCCUUAUUCACACUCUAG
Protopolystoma xenopodis is the source of this 408-nucleotide messenger RNA. The record is from the annotation of a GenBank genome assembly. Lineage: Eukaryota; Metazoa; Platyhelminthes; Monogenea; Polystomatidea; Polystomatidae.